Gasterosteus aculeatus aculeatus (three-spined stickleback) is the source of this 1830-nucleotide messenger RNA. The record is from RefSeq and is a predicted model, not a curated record. NCBI's taxonomy places the organism in Eukaryota, Metazoa, Chordata, Actinopteri, Perciformes, Gasterosteidae.
CUUUUACACACUCCAUUGCGUUAGGGGGCGGUAUGUAACUCAUAACAUGUAUGUCAACCCGCCAAUGAACGCAAAGAAGAAAAAGGUACCGCCCCCCACCUGUGACUCAAUUCACGUUACAAAACACAGGCGUGCAGCACCGUUGUGUAAUAUCAACACCAGCGGCUCCUACUCUUAAACUGCGGCAUUGAACCCUGAAUAUCACACCUAUGCAGUCCGGUCGGAUGAGUAAGUGACGAGUCAAAUCUCCCGUGUUGUGUUAUACGAUAAAAAAAUAUAUUUUUGAAGGGGGGAAAAUGAAAACAAGACAGACGAAGUCCGCAGAUGCAAAUGCUAAACCGAAGAAAGCGACAGCGGGAAGUUCAGGUCCAGCGCUCUCCAAAAAACUACGAUACAGAAAACAUGGAGAAACAUCCAAAGGUCCUCCUGCUACGCCUGCAGGGGUUCAGAGGAGAGGAGGGUACAGCAGCAUCCUGCACUACAUUUACAAGAGCAGUCUGGGAGAAACCCUUCACUCCCAGAUGAGGCGGUGUCUGCAGCAACCCUUUGUCCGCUCGCUGUCGUCCUAUCACUUCCACGGUGCCACCAGCCCCUUCAACCGGAGAAUCACCUGCCUGGAGUGGCACCCCGCUCAUCCCACCACACUGGCCAUGGGCUCCAAGGGCGGCGACAUAUACCUGUGGGAUUUUGAGGUGCCCACUAAAAAAGUCUUUCUUCAAGGGAGCGGAGCGGGAGACUUUAUCGGAGGGAUGAAGUUUUGCCCGACGGACCUUUCCCAAGUCUACGUGGCUUCUGGCGAGGGCACGUUGACCACGCAGAGCUUCGAGGGCGGCCGCACGCCCACCGUUCUGUCCAGGACUCAAGACUGUGGCCACGAUCACCACAACGUCUGUUUCUGGUACUGCUGCGUGGAUGUGUCUAUAAGUCGACGGAUGCUCGUGACCGGAGACAACGUGGGACAGCUCGUACUCCUGGGUUUGGAUGGCCAAAAGAUUUUCAGUAACAAGCUGCACAAAGCCAAAGUGACCCAUGCAGAGUUCAACUCCUGCUGUGACUGGUUGUUGGCAACGGCCUCAGUCGACCACACUGUGAAACUUUGGGAUCUGAGAAACAUCAAAGACAAGCAGAGCUUCCUCCAUGAGAUGCCUCAUGAGAAAGCUGUGAACUCGGCCUAUUUCAACCCGUUGGACUGCUCCAAGCUGCUCACCACCGAUCAGUACGACGAGAUCCGGGUCUACUCUUCUUCUGAUUGGUCGAAGCCUCAACAUAUCAUCCAACAUCCACACAGACAGUUCCAGCAUCUCACACCCAUCAAGGCCACAUGGCACCCUAUCUAUGACCUCAUCGUGGCGGGCCGCUACCCUGAUGACCGGGUUUUCCCUGGAGAUCAGAGGACCAUCGACGUCUAUGAUGCCAACACAUCCGAGCUCGUGUGUCAGCUGCAGGAUCCCAGCGCUCCAGGAAUCAAAUCUAUCAACAAAUUCAAUCCAAUGGGUGAUGUUAUUGGAACUGGAAUGGGUGUGACGGCGCUGGUGUGGAACAGAGACAAGUCGUUGAUCGGUGAGCAGCCCAAAGGGCAGGAGGAAUCUUCUACCUCUGCAGGCAGUUUAAGAGGGCAGCAGAGGAGUCGGCAGCGCUCCAGCAGGGACGGGAGAGCUCCCGCUAUGGAUGCCAAGCUCAAGAAGAAACUGGCUUCUCUGGAAGAAUCAGAGACCAAGACCGGCUGCACCAAACAAAAACCGACACGGAUGAGGAAGAAGUAAACUGGAUCUUAAACUGGAGCCCAUUGUUUUUCUACUGUUCUAUAAUAAAAGUUUGUCAUAUUUCCUA